This is a messenger RNA of Procambarus clarkii (red swamp crayfish), 1451 nucleotides long. The record is from RefSeq and is a predicted model, not a curated record. NCBI's taxonomy places the organism in Eukaryota, Metazoa, Arthropoda, Malacostraca, Decapoda, Cambaridae.
AUGGUUGAGGGUGACAGUGAUGGAGGCAAGACAGGAUGGAAGGAAGGGAGCGAGGACGAAUCAGGGAUGGAAGCAGAGCAUCGUACUAGAUACUCCUGCCUGUGGUCUCUACACCUUGAGGGACAGCCAGGUGUGGUCUCUGCACCUCGAGGGCCAGCUAGGUCUGGUCUCUACACCUUAAGGGCCAGCCAGGUGUGGUCUCUACACCUUGAGGGCAAGGAGGGGGACCAAACACCAGCGCCAAAGCGUUCGCUCACAAGUGACGUGAUCUCCACCACACUGUGUCUCCGGGAAGCUGCCAUGUUGUUUCUGGUGGUGAUAGUGAUGGUGGUGGGCAGCGAUGUGUUACUCUCCCCUACCCACGCCCUCAACGUCUGGAGAGACACUCAUGACUACAUAGACUAUGCGAUUAUGAAAAGUUGCUUCGGUCCAGAUGUGGCCUUUGCUCUGGAGAAGGCAACCUUUGACAUAGGAAAGAUGUGCGAGGAUAAUGUGCAGAACACACUUUCCUCCGUCUUCCAGCCAAUCGAGACCCCAUUGCCGACACGUACAAGGAGGAGCAUAUUAAAGCUGUCGGAUGAUGCUUCCCUGGAUAUAAUCAUGUGCAAUCUUCAGGGCUUGAAUUUGGUUAAACCAAAUUACAAAAUGAACUACAACACAGUGCCUCAAUUGAUUCAAGACUCUAAACUCGACCAGAAGAUGAAAAGUGACUUAACCGAGAAGGCAGCACUCUGCAGACAGCAUCAAGAAGAGAUCCAGGAGCUUUUCACACAAAACAAUAAGACAACUCCAAUCGAUGGCCUCAUUACAGGGAGCGCCUACAUAGGGUGUCUAGUUCAUGAAGGGCUGGGAGUUUGCAAAAAGCAUGAGCAGCAGCACUAUGCUUCUGUGUUCAAGUAAAUACAACCUUAGGAUGAGACACUUGCAUUUGCCUUUAUUUUUCAAAUCAAAUAAUUAUUAGAAUUAUUAUAUUAUGAGUAUCCUGAGAAGCACAUAAUAUUUUAGAGAUGCAAACUCCACAAAAAAAUAUUUGAAUUUGGACAUUCACCAAUAAUUGGCAAGCAAUCACAGCUUCUAACCUGUUUCACCCAGUUCCAAAGAACACUUGUGGGUGUAACAUGAUUGUAUUACCCAUACACACUGAAUUAUCAAUGAAUUUAUACAUUUAACUGAUAAUUCUGUGUCUGGGGUAACAAAAGUGCAUGUGUUCUAGCCACAAAUGUUCUCAGGAAUUUGGUAAAACUGGUCAGAAGCUGUAAAAUCUAGCCAAUAACUAGCAUAAGUAUUUCAAUAAUUGGCAAAAAUACAAUUUCAGUAUAUCAAUAAUCGGCAUAAUUCUUGGUAGAUUUUCAUGUACCAGUUUUUUGGAGUCCCUGACAGCUAGCAGUGAUUUUCGAGUCCAAAUAGCAUUCUUUUUAUUACAUGUAUUAAAGAUUAUAUACAGCACUUAA